This is a messenger RNA of Gaeumannomyces tritici R3-111a-1, 294 nucleotides long. RefSeq lists its product as hypothetical. The transcript is spliced from 6 exons. Lineage: Eukaryota; Fungi; Ascomycota; Sordariomycetes; Magnaporthales; Magnaporthaceae. Bases 1 to 294 code for a protein of 97 amino acids. The record is from RefSeq and is a predicted model, not a curated record.
AUGGGGAAGUGCAAGGGGGCGUCCGAAUCGAACCAACGUAUGCUCGACGCCGCGGAAAAGCUUGCCUUUGUUGUAAAAAGCUCCCAAUUCCUUUUCGCAUUCGUAAUACGUUCGCGCAAUUGCUUUAAAAGCUUUUUUAACGGUUUGCGUUUCGAUAAAUUAAUUGCGUUAAUUAAAUUAAUACCGGGGAAACGCGGGGAUUUCGUUAAGCGCGAAGGAUUUUAUUGGUGCUGGGAAAAUUGCUCGUUCCGUAGUGCCCAGCAGGUACUGAAAUGGUAUUAUUUUACAAAAUAA